CCCACAUUCGAUUUCGUUCAUUCGACUUGUCGCCGGCAACGCACGCGCACGCUGCUGCACUUUAUUAUUUUUUUUAUUAUUAUUUCUAUCGUCAUUAUCGUCAGUGUCGAUCAUUCCCAUCGCAUUCCGCGUAUUUAUUGUACCGUUGUACAGUCCACGCGACCAAGACCGCGCGGUCGACGGUUUUUCUUAUUUUUCUUGACGUCUUACAUUUUUAACCUUUUCGUUUUGUCUUGCGUCCAGCUCAACCGAACCCUGUGGCAGUGCGCCGUUUGUACUUUUCGUCCACCCCUCUACGUGGAUUGACAAUACCUAUUAUACAAGAAGUUCUCUCCACUGCACUGCCGUGAUACACCUGCUGUGCUUCAACAUUCUUCUUCGAGAGUAAAUGGGUUUUACGACUGAACAAUGAGUGUAAGGACAUCUGCUUGUUUGAUUUCUUUGAGUAUCCUUUUAGGAUUCAUUUUAUUCGUCAGUGGUGAACAUUUCUAUUUACCUAAAGAAAAUAAUGAUUUCUCUAACGAUUUGCAAGAUGACUGGGUACCGGUAUCUGGUAUCGAUAAAAGGUCUACUAGGCUCAACAAUGGAUUUUCCCAAGUUGUGCAUAUUACGCCACCCGUCCGGUAUACCAACAGACCACUCAACCUACAACCAGCGGCUUCUAACAAAAUUGAAGUGUUCGCUCAACCACCACCCACUAUAUUAGGUUCUUUUAGCGAAUUCGGUCAUGCAACUAUCGAGGCACGAGAGCCAGCGCACACUUUAAAUUUCAGACCUAGCUACAACUUUGACCGACAUUACGAAGAGACUAACGACCGUCGUUUUCAACAAAAUGACUACAACGAACCAGAAGACCAAAAGCCUCCCGCAAUCGUAGUAUUCAACGCUCAACAACGUCACCCUCAAAAUUAUCAAAAACCACCACCACCACAACCACCACCACAAUUCUACCAAAACUUUCAAUUCCACAACAUCAACAACAACCCCAACAAUCACAACAACAACCCCAGCAAUCACAACAACAACCCCAACAACAACCAUAAGAGCUUUGGGUUCAAGGAGCCACCAAUUGUACAAGAUCCCCCUAAGAGACUGACGCCAUAUUAUGUGCCCAAUGAUCAUAUUUUCCCGAGACCUCAAGGUAAUAACAAACAAGUGUACGCGGAACAACGGCCAAAACCUUAUUUAGUGAACCCCUCAGAGCCAAUACAACAACAGGCACAUAAGCAACUACACCAACACCACAACCACCACCACCAACACCAACAACAACCGCAACAACAACAGCAGCAGCAGGAACAGCAGCAAUACAAAUCGUCUACUGAAGGUGGAUCAUCGGCUUACUUCCAAAAGUAUCCAGGUCACGUCGAAAACCAAAACUUGUACCCUCAGAUUUCAAAUUUCGCACGACCAUUUGAACAGACGAACGGAGAUCAAAACGUAUUCAUAAAACCAAAUCAGUAUGUGCACAACUUGAAUGUAGGCACAGAAGUGAGGUUCGGCCAGGAACACGGCAGCCAACCUACCCGACCGGUGACCGUGGACUUGUCGACCGCGUUCACGCAUCCAGCGACCAGGCCAUUCAGCAAGUACCAGACGCCGACACCCAAAAACGAAGAGCUUUAUAGGAUAUUCCCGGUGAAAGAAGUCAACGCUCUUCCCGCCUUCCUGCCUACACCUGUGACGCUGGGCCAGCAGCAACCAUCGGACGGCCGUCCAAAGGCGCCUUACUUCAAGGACGCCGUUGUGGGUGGUUCAUCAGAGUACGACGCUCGUGAGGAACAGGACGAGAAUGAGUCCAGCGAACAGUAUGACAUAUUGAAAAGUCCUACCAAGCCGAUGUCAACCUCGACCUCAACCACGACUACGACCACGACCACGGUCGCGCCCAAGACGACGCGCAAACGAAAACCAACCACGACGACGACUACCACGACGACGACCGCCGUGCCGGACGACUACGACGAGUAUGCGGUGCCCAACCGUCAACAAUUACAGUUACAAGAACAUCAACAAGACUACCGACCACGACAGCAAUACCAACAACACCAGGAUUACGAAACGGUGAUUGUCCCCACGACGGAGGCGUCGUCGACCUACGCGCCGGUCAGAGAAGAACGACCGGUUCCAGUGUCAGUGAAUAAGUUUAAGAAAAAGAAGCCUUUGCCGUCAUCUAGGCCCAAAGAACAAUACCCGGUAGUCGAAUACGAAAACGUGCCUGAACGAGUGACGUUGGCGCCGACACCGACGCCGACCACCACUACCACGACCGCAGCGACCACGACCGCGUCUACCACGACGACCACGACCGCAUCUCAGCCGAGUAACGCCGACACUGCGGCGUCGGAAGCGCGUGCGAAGAUCAAAUCCAAGUACGGAAACGGUACGCGACCGCGGUUCAGUAUCAAAGACUAUAAAUCCACGACCACUUCGACCACCACCAGUACGGAGAAAGCGCCGUUUACAGCAGGACGGAAGACGACGACCACCGCGAGUCCCGCGCCCACAGAUCCGGAAACCGUUGAACAGCCCGCCAACACGACGGCCCGGAAGUCGUACAAACCGCGGGUCCGACCCAACCGGUACAAGGCUGGCACAUCGACGACGACAACUACCACGGAAGAACCGCAACAACAACAGCAGCAGGACACCACCACUGAACGUGCUUACCGGACCAAAUACAAGCCUGGCAAGUACUACAACAGGCUGAGAACAAGUACCGACUCAGCUGUCGCAGUGGUGGACGAGGGCAGUGAACCGGUGGCCGCCACUGAACCGACCAGACCGGCAGUGUACUCGGCCAAACGGCGGACGGUGCCGACCAUUAGAACGUCCGCAGUUCAGCCGGCCACAGUCGCGGCGGCCGAAGAGCACAACGCGCUCAGGAGAAGCUCGUCUGUGUCACCAAUCGACGAGAACACGUCUUCAGAGGCGAUGGACGCCGCGUCUUCCGAAGACGUAGAUUACAUUGCAACCACGGUCGCGGUAACCCCGGUGGCACCGAGGCACAAGUACCACACCUCGUAUGCGGCUGACAGACCACUGUUGCCCAUUGAGUCGUUCUUUCAGUCGUCAAUGGCCAGUAAACGGCACCACAACGAACAGCGAUGAUCGCCGGUGCUAAAUAUAUAUAAUAUAGUAGCUCAACACAUAAUAAUAUUAAAAUAAUGAUUUAAAU
Myzus persicae (green peach aphid) is the source of this 3178-nucleotide messenger RNA. RefSeq names its product eukaryotic translation initiation factor 4 gamma-like. The coding region runs from base 409 to 3111 and encodes 900 amino acids. The transcript has 4 exons. The record is from RefSeq and is a predicted model, not a curated record. Lineage: Eukaryota; Metazoa; Arthropoda; Insecta; Hemiptera; Aphididae.